GACGUCAGUUUUACGCGGGCCAUCGUUAAGUGUUGACGUAUUUGUGCCUUUCCUACAAUCGACAAGCACGUAAACUAUUUAAUCGAGACACUCAUCAUGAUAUCAAGCAGUAAUAUCCUUUCACGUGAUAACUUUAUUAAUAAAUGAGUAUUCAAUACGCGAUGGAGGGUUUCCUACAUCACAUGGCGCCGCAGUUUCUGCAUCCUGCCUUGCAAAGCUUUGGAUGUGGUGCAUUUCGGCCCAUCGGUGGUGCUUUUCAUCCCCUCUACCCUGGUAAAGCAUUCGCCAGACACCUGGGAGAACAGUACGCGCUUGGACAAAGCGUUGGACAGGCCCUCAGGAAUGUUCGUGAUGACACCAACACUCCGCCGUUAUAUCGGCACAGCUAUACUGUACGAGACGACACCAGUUCACCUGGAUCUGCAGCCUCAGCAUCUCCAAGACCCUGCAAGGAUGAUGAGACGACACCUGCUACUCCCUGCUCUGACUCCCAUGACCUAUUUUCACCGGACGGGGAACGAAAGUCAUCUUGUGGAGUUUGCGGCACCAGGCUUGGUCCUGGAGUUGCUCAAGCCCACUUUUUACAAGAGCUUCAGCAUCUUUAUAGCCUGACAGCCUUACCUAGGGAUGUGGCCGCACCUCCUACUCACUCGCUUCAUCAUCAAGAUGAAGAUGCUCGUUGGGAGACGUAUCAACGAAUCCGUGCAAACCGCCAGCGGCGUCUUAAACUGCGUACCCGCAAGCGUCAUCACACAGUGGAAAGUAUGUUGGGCUACGAUUUAGAAGAUGAGCGGCGAGAGGAGAGACCGCGUGAAACAAGGUCCUAUGAUGCUGAAGACGAACCUGUUGACGUUGAGGGUGACUCCUUGGGAUGGCCAGAAGCGGCGAUCAAUAUUGACGAUAAAGAACAGCAUGGCGAUAACGAAAAACUACAUUUGAACUAUUCAGAGGAUUUAGAAAUAUCGAGUACUAACGAUGCGAUGCAGUCGCCUGAACGAGUGAGUUCUGUACCACGAAUGGAAACUCCAAAACCGUUAUCUCUUGAAUGCACAAAAAUUGAAACAGCCGAGCGUCCGGCCGAAGUGACAACUACUGAGUGGGCCAAUGGACCUCCGCCGGAGAACUGGCCAACUUUGACCGAAGCGUACGUGCAUGCUCGUCACAAAUUGGAAGGCGAGAUGCCUUCUUCCACCGAUUCACGCAACUAAACACUUCACUGGCUCUUUCUCGUGUAUGCGAUCGAUCACUUCGUAGAUAAUCCGUAGCCGAUUGUAGACAUCACUCAAAUACCUUAUUACGUUAAUUCUGCGGUUAUAAUUGAGAUUUGAGCAUAAAACAACAUUAAGUAUGCUUCCAGAAAUCACACUUAGCACAAGUCUCGACUCGCUAGAAUUGUUAAAAAUUGAAAACAUUAGAAACCGUAUUCUUAUGUAUGUACACGAGAAUUAAUCCUGGUCAAUUAAAUCUAGCCUCAAUGGAGUAAAAUUAUUUAACUAUUUUUACUCAUAGCUUAAAGAAAUGCCCAUGCUAGCUUCGAAUUAUUAUUGUUUAAUCUGUGAAUUAUUAAUCGUAGUUAAAGCCAAAGGAUUCUAAUUAACGCUAUUACUAAUCCCCUUUGUAUUAUAGUCUCAUUAUUGCUGUAUUAAUAAAACUUACCAGAAAAAACUGGAACCGUAUGUCGGUUUUUGUUGCUGUUGUUUUUACGUCAAAUUAGUAAAAAUUAACUAGAAUUAUAUACUCAAUUACUAAUAGACACUACUUUAGUAAAUAUGUGUAUCUAAUAAAUUAUAUCAACACUUACAUGUUUAUAGAUUUAAGGUUUCUAAUGGGCUAAUGUGUAGAAAAUAUGAUUUGUCUUCCUUUAAAUAUAGCACUCAGAUAAAUUAUUAAAUAGUUUCUUUGUAUAAUAAAAAAUUUACACUUCCAAUUAUACACGACCCAACUUUGUAAGUAGCGCGAUUUACGUAAAAACAAUAAUUUAUCUGAGUGCAAAAAUAUUGUAAAUAUAUAUGUAAUGCUUUGUAUGUUAAAAUAUCUGUUCGUAUUAUAUGCUAUUUAUUAAUUAGCAAUUAAUCUCAUUCAUAAAAACUAAACCAAGUAAUAUAGUUUUCGUCUGUAAAAUUGUCAACCUUUGUAUCUCAAGUUAUCCAGUAUUAAUAGUAUAUGUCAAAAACGUUGUGACAUACUGCUAGUCCCUGAAUUUUUCGUCGAUUAAAGCAUUGUAGACGAGUUAGUUUUUAUGGAACAGAGAUAAGUAUGGAACUAUUAACUUUUCUUGUUGAUGUUUAAUCUACUAUAUUAAGGUCACUUAUCGUUUAAUAAAUUUUAAAAUUUUAA
Pieris rapae (cabbage white) is the source of this 2337-nucleotide messenger RNA. RefSeq names its product protein Teyrha-meyrha (gene tey). The transcript has 8 exons. NCBI's taxonomy places the organism in Eukaryota, Metazoa, Arthropoda, Insecta, Lepidoptera, Pieridae. The coding region runs from base 144 to 1208 and encodes 354 amino acids. The record is from RefSeq and is a predicted model, not a curated record.